AUGGCCCUGGAGCCGAUCCAGGAACGCUGGCACCGGAUACCGGACACCGGGGAGGUCGAAUGGUCGAAGACGGUGUCGAGGAAGCGCGGAGGAAAUCGAGAAUCCGAUCGAAUUAUCAGAUCAGAGAAAGGCCGCAUCUUCGGUCACGAUACAGAUGCGAACAGGUAUCAUUGUAUUGCGUUCGUAUCCGUUAAACCUCAAGAGGGUACCGGUAUUCAUUUGCAAUUGAAUACCAGUAUAUGCGAUAUAUAUAUUGCUGAACGCCCGGCGUUCGAAGAAUUGCGGACAGAUCUGUUCGGCGAACUAGACGGCUGCGGAACACCAGCGAGUCUUGAAGGAGGGUAA
Molecule: messenger RNA, 345 nt
Organism: Penicillium concentricum
Lineage: Eukaryota; Fungi; Ascomycota; Eurotiomycetes; Eurotiales; Aspergillaceae
Exons: 2
Coding region: 1-345 (114 amino acids)
Source: RefSeq, a predicted model, not a curated record